This is a messenger RNA of Arabidopsis lyrata subsp. lyrata, 945 nucleotides long. Its product is annotated as acyl-protein thioesterase 1. Lineage: Eukaryota; Viridiplantae; Streptophyta; Magnoliopsida; Brassicales; Brassicaceae. The record is from RefSeq and is a predicted model, not a curated record. Gene Ontology annotation, molecular function: hydrolase activity. The coding region runs from base 20 to 580 and encodes 186 amino acids. The transcript has 5 exons.
UUCUUUGUUGUGAUUGUUCAUGUUUCUUCCAUACUUUUCAAAGUUGUUGGACUAUUUUCUCUCAUAUAUUUAUUACGUGGAACUGAUUAAUGAAUUUGCCUAUGUUAAACUUUUUACAGCUAGUAGAAAUGUAAGGGGUAUUAAAUUUGAAGACGUUCUAUCUUUUGGACCCAUAGGAACUCAUAAGGCCACUAUAGUCUGGCUACAUGAUAUCGGCGAGACAAGCGCUAAUUCAACUCGAUUUGCGAGACAGAUGGGUCUUAAAAACAUUAAGUGGAUUUGCCCAACUGCUCCUUCACGCCCCAUUACUAUCUUAGGUGGAAUGGAAACCAAUGCAUGGUUCGAUAUCGCAGAAAUUUCUGAAAACAUGCAAGAUGAUGUGGAGUCAUUAAAUCAUGCUGCUUUAUCCAUUGCUAACCUUUUAUCUGAAGAACCCCCAAACAGAAUAGGAGGUAUCGGCUUGGGUGCAGCGCAAGCUCUCUACCUUGCGAGUAAGGGUUGUUAUGACACUAAUCAACGGCUUCAGAUAAGGCCACGAGUUGUUAUAGGGCUCAAUGGUUGGCUUCCUGUCUGGAGGUAGCGUCUUCGAGUCCUAAUGUCACUCACUUACUACUAAUUUUUUAACCGAAUUUACGUACAUUUUAAACAUAUAAAACCUAAAACACUCUUGUAGAAGCUUACAAAACAACAUAGCAUCUAACCCCGGGGGUAGAGAUCGUCCUAUAUCACUACCAAUCUUACUUACACAUUGUAUGUGUAUCAUCUAUAUAACUUUUCUACAAUUUAGAUAACCAUCGCGCGCGAGAUCACGCUGAUUUUGGAAUCUUAUGUGUUACAGCUAACGAUGUGGUGCCGUACGAAUUUACACACAAAUGUGCUCAUUCCCUUCUCAUGGCUGGAUUUCAGAGCACGCUAAGAAAAUACGAAGGGUCUAAACAUGAAUUC